Tachysurus vachellii is the source of this 5597-nucleotide messenger RNA. RefSeq names its product centrosomal protein 152 (gene cep152). The coding region runs from base 326 to 5335 and encodes 1669 amino acids. Lineage: Eukaryota; Metazoa; Chordata; Actinopteri; Siluriformes; Bagridae. The transcript is spliced from 28 exons. Gene Ontology annotation, biological process: centriole replication. Gene Ontology annotation, cellular component: centrosome. The record is from RefSeq and is a predicted model, not a curated record.
GCUGUUCAGAGCGCCAUGUUUCAAUAAUGGCUCCUUGUAGCUUGUGUUGUAGCUUAGAAACUGUAUUGUUGGAUCUAAUCAGCAAACGAGUUUGUUAUUGACGUCUGUAACGUCGCCGCUAGAUAAAAUCGACCGUUCGAACUGUAGGGGUUUUGUUACUGAGGCUUUUAAACGCGUAACUAACUGGUUAUUUGUCGUUUGGUGCAGUUACCUGUUGAAUGCGAUGCUAAUGUUAUGACUGAGAAGCUAACAAUUUACCGUUAUGGAGAUUAACCGAAUUAACGGCUGAAAAUUUAAAUCUGGAUCAUUUAUUCAUAUAAUAAAGAUGUCCAUCGAUUUUGACAGCGCUGCGUUACAAACACUGCAUGAAGAGGAAGAGGAAUGUGAUGAAGAGGACCACGCCAGGGAGCAGGAGCUGCAAAAGCUCUUGACAGACCUCCCAGAUGAUAUGCUGGAGGAUAGUCACGACUCCUCACCAGAGCUGGACUACUCAACCUGCAGUCCUCAAAGAGACAAUGACCGACUACAGCAUGCUUGGAAUGGACAAUCUGAUCAACCACAACCUCCUUCAGCUGAAAUGAAUCCUGGGAAUGCUUAUACCCAGUCCGAACAUCAGGGUUAUAUUUAUGGCCCUGAUCAUGCUCACCACCUCCAGGGUAGGACAGAUCAUUUAACCCAUGGCUGGGAUGCACACCAAGGUCAGAACUAUCAGUAUGAGUCUGGAGAAUAUGUCUACACCUCUACUGGGACUGCAGUAUCUAAUGGAACCAGCAGCAACUCUGUUGAGGAGGACUAUGAACAGGAAGCUUACCUACACGCAGGUCAUCAUGCUCAAGCAGAUGGUCAAGACUACGGAGAACAUUCCGUUGUCAGGAACUACUUUCAGAAAUUUGAUAAUGGGAUAACUGACAGCCAAGAUGUUGACUGUUACAAAGCCAGCUACCAGCCACAUAAGCCAGCAAGACAAAAUAUGUUCAACAUUCAGUCAUCUCACCAAAAUGGCCACUUUGACCAACUGCAAAGAGACUUUCUUGAUUCAUCACCAACUACUGUUGAUGCCCAGGAAUCUGCUCAGUUGAGGAUUUUAAACAAGGCUCAAUUAAGGCAGAUUGAGGAUCUUGAGCAGAAACUGGAAGAUAGCAGGCGUAAAAUGAGAUAUCUUGAGCAUCAGUUUGUCAUCGUAAAAGAUGAAAAGGAUGGGCUAACAGUAUCACUGAAGGAGUCUAGUCAUCUCCUAGAGGAGGCAAAAGAGAGGGAGUCUCGACUACAAGCGAAAGUCAUGUCUUUGGAGCGACAGAUUCAGACCCUUACAGAGCGAGAACAGGAGAACAUGAAGAAGCAGUGUGCUGCACAGGCAUCAGUAGACAGUCUGCAGCAGCAGAUGACUGAGCUACGUCGCUCUGACACACUGACGCGAGCACGAGAGCAGCAUGACCGAGACAUGGCUACUAUGAAGGAACAGUAUGAAGCUAGAGUGCUUGUUCUACAACAAAAAUUAGAUACACAUGGUCAAAAUCUGGAGGAGCAGGUACAGUUGGCCCAGAGGCUGAGAGAGCAGGUGAAGCAGCUGGAGAGGCAGAGAGAGGAAGAGCAGGUGGACAGAGCUGCAGUCAUCAAUGCCCUCACACAGCGUUUGGAGGAGAGCCAGCAGCAGUGUUCCAAGCUGCUUCAAACUGGGUGUGUGCAAGAGAUGAGCCAGAUGCAGAUAAAGCUACAGCAGUCCCAGUCUAGUCGUAACAUAAGUGAGAAUAUGAACAAAGUGCUACAAGAAGAGUUAAAUGAGUUGAAAGAGCAGAUCACCCUGUAUGAGUCAGCUGUGAAGCUUGGAGCAGUUUCUUUGGACUCAAACCCCAACUGGGAAAAUCAGCUCUCCGAAUCCUACAUAGAUCUCGGUAUUAAGAGAGUUAAGUGGAAAGAUGGCAGAAAUCAUAGCACUCCUGUCCUGUCAGACUCUAGCGUGCCAAAGGAGGACUUUGUGAAAGAGCUAAAAACUGAGCUGCAGCGAUGUCUAAUGCAACUGAAAACAAAAAGGGAGACGAUCUCCCGCUUACAGAAAGAGCUCCAGAUAUCACAGAGUCGUGUGGAACAGCUACAGACUCAGCUACAAGGAGCUGAGAAAAACGCUAAAGACUCUGUGGUUAGGGAAAACAGCCUAGAAAAGCUUUUGGAGCAAUCAAACCUGACCCCUCACAAAGAGAUUGCAAGACUGGAAGAGGAACGACAGCAACUGCAGAAGAAAGUCGAGGCACUAGAGUUGAGAAAUAAGGAGCUGAAGCAGACUGAGGAAAAGGUGAAAGCGGCCAAUGCUGAGCUCUGCACCAAGAUGAGAGAGAUGAUUCAGGAACUGGACCAAGAGAAACAGGAAGCUGCAGAGAGAUACGAGAGAACCCAGCAGCAGUACAGAGAUGAUGUGGUUCAGUGUGUUCGUACAGAGCUCACCCAGGAACACACCGCACACGUUGAGCAGCUUACUGCCCAGCAUCAACAGCACAUCCAGCAGCUGGAAUCUAAAUUAGCUGACCUAAGGCAAGAAGUAUUAGCUGUGCAGGAAUGUUACAUCUCCGUUUGCAAGGAAAAGGAUAAACUUGAGGACAACCUUCAGAGCAGAAUUGAUGAGGAAAUAAACCUGAAAGACAAUGAGAUAAAGAGACGACAGGAGACUGAGGAGGCUCUGGAGAUGCAGAAGGCAGAUUUGGCUUUCCAACACCAGGAGGCUGUUACCCAGCUUAAGGCUCAGUUGGCCAAAGACAAAGAGACAGAGAUACAGUUGCAGGUCACUAAGCAGGUAGCAGCUGUCAAAAAGAUCUGGCAAGAAGAACAGCAAGAAGUGAGUAGCAAAUUUACCAAAUAUACUAGAUUUGAAGUGUUGAGCUUAUGCUUGAGUGUGUGUCCUUUAUGUCACUUAAAGAAGUGGGAGCAAAAACUGGAAGAGGCCAUGAUGGAAAAACAAAAAGCCAAAUCUACAGGAACACAGGAUAACUCUUCUCAGACAGACACUAUGGAUUCUGUAUCCCAGCUUCUCUCCCUGGAGCAGCUGGAGGACAGACUCAGUGCCCAGAGGAUGGCGCUGGAGCAAGAGACUGAUAGCAAGCUCACAAAAGCUGUGGAGGAGGCACUGAGAAGCAAAGAGAGAGAGCUGCAGCAGAAACAUGUACAGGACACAACAUUACAGGUUGAAAGGGCUGUGUCCAGGGCUCGUAAUCGCUGGCUCCAAGAGAUGUCCUCCCUCCCAGAGUACAAAGCCAAUUUGCAGACCGAGAGAGAACAGUGGGAGACGCUACAUCAGCAACACAUUCAAGAGCAGGUGUCUUCAGCAAUAAAUGCAGUUGAAGACAAAUGCCAGGAGACAAUAACUAGAAAAUGCAAGGAACUAGAGGACAAUGUGUGCAGAAUCCAGGAGCUUCAGAAGCAGGUGAAUCGCCUGAAAACUCAACUGGAGAAUUCUGGUGAGGAGCAGAAGGCACUCCUCAAAGCUGAGCUCUCUGCAGCCAGAGCUUUGUGGAACACUGAAAAACAGGAAGAAAUUUCAUGCCUUAAGAUGCAAUUCCAGGGAGACCAAGAGAGCCUAAAGGAAAAGCAUCAGGCACAGCUGGCAAGAAGAAUAAAAGAGACUCGUGAGGAGGCUCUCAGACAGGGGCAAGCACAUCUACAAGAAGCCUUGUGCAGCAAGGAGCAGGAGUGGAGGAGUCAGCAACAGCUCAAGUUGCAGGAAGAACGGCGACAAUCAAUGGAGGAGGUGCUGGCUGAAUUAAAGGAGGUGCUGAAGGAGGUCCAGGAGCAGAGAGAAGUUGCUAAGGAGCGAUGGAGCAGUGAAGGUGGUGUGAGAGCUAGACUGAGGAACCUGUGCAGACAAGCACUGGCAACAGCUAUAGAUAACACCAAGCAGGAGUUGGUGAAGAGCAGUGAGGAGAAGUUGAGGCAUGUUCUAAAGGAAACCGAAGAACAACAUGAAAAGGAGCUGAAUCAUAUCCGCUCAUUGGAUAAAAGGAAAGAAGGAGCCUGUAGCGGUAAGAGUUGUAAUGACACCAUAGGCAAGCUCCAGAAGAAGAAUCAAGAGCUCCAGAGGCAUUUGGAGAAGGCCUGUCGUCAGCUCCAGCACACAGUCCGAGAGCACAAGAGCACUCUGUGCAAACUCAAAGAAGAACACGAAGAAACUUUGCAAAAAGAGAAGGAAGCCCAUGUAAAAGCAGUUGAGCAGGCCAAAUUAUCGUCCUCUAAGGAUGGUGCAGUCAGUCAACAAAAUCUUCAUGCUGGCCUUGAAGAAAUGAAUGAACAAUAUAUGAAAGCUGUGCAAAAAAUAAGAGGUGACAUGCUGCGUUACCUGCAGGACAGUAAAGAGCGUGCAGCUGAGCUGAUCAGAGCUGAGGUCCUGAGAGAGAGGCAGGACACGGCCCGCAGGAUGCGCAGGUACUACCUCAGCUGUCUGCAGGAGCUUCUGGAGGAGGGGGGCCAGACUACUGGCCCUGAGAAGAAAAUUAUCAAUGCUGCCAGUAAACUAGCUGCCAUGGCUAAAGUGUUGGAGACACCUGUAGCCAAAAAGAAAGUUCAAAGAAAUCAGGAAGUACAAGAACUGUCAUCAAACUCUACAGAAAACACUAGAGUCGACCAUCCUGCCAAAGUGCCAUGUGCUGCAUCAAGCCAAAUUUAUUCUGGCAUAACUGCAGGCAAGGCCUCACGGCCCAACUUAAAUUCUGUUAAGACGAACACUGCUAAAGGUCCUGAAGUAACUAAACAUGCCACCCUAAAGUCACAACACUCUCCUCAUCCCAAAUCCUUCGGUGAAAUUGCUUCAUCCGGUGUGCAUUUCAGUACUGUUGGCUCUGUGAAUGUGACCCUAAGGAAGCAUAGCAGGGAUGAGUACCUGAUGGGGGCAGAAGCAGGAAAAGCCAGUGAACGUUUUACUCCUCAGGCGACUGUUCAGCCUUUAAUACUUGAAGAGGCACCUGUGAGAGAUGAUGGUCAGAGUGAUUGGAGUUUAUCCAGUAAUGGUUCCACUUUUACCAGUAACAUUCAUCUUAUGCACUCCUAUCCGGGCAAAAAUUCAGAGCCAGUGAACUCUCUCUCACAAUCUGGCCAUGCUGAAGACGAUCUGGACUUUGGAAGCACCAUAGGCGAUAAUUCUGAUGUAACUGUUUACAAAGAGAUUGCAAGAAAAACAUCUGGGGUGAAACCUAUGAAGAACACAGGCAUUAAAUUGACCAAGAGCAGGCAGCCAAUCCCAGGCUCAGAGGAUGUGGCAAUCCGUAAAGCGUGUCCUAAGAGUUUACUCUCACAAUUCACACUUUGUCAGCAGGACAGUGGGUUUGACAGCCCAGUGUCUAACAUUCAGCAAUAAAAUGCCCUCUGUCCUAAUAGUUUUUAUGUAUUGUUUUUGUGUACUUAUUUAUGUGUGAGCCAGUUGCACUGUGAUUUGACUGAAUGUUGUUUAAGUGAUUGUCUGGAUUUUUUUUUUUUUACUGCCUUUUGUGAAAUAAAGUUGAAAUGUCUCACUGACAUGUCUGACAUUUCAAAAAACUUAAUGCUGGUCAUUUACCUGUCAGCAUGUGAGCUGCAUAUAACAGGCCAUUUUAAAUGAAAUUAAACUAUUAUGUGCCUCA